CCAUUUUCUCUAAAUAAACUGCUGCGGACUUCUGUUUAGCGUCUCACAGACAUUCCUCUUCUUAAAACACUGUGUCACAUGGUUGCAAUUGCAGAAUGCUCUGAACAAAAACAUCGCAAUGACAACCUCCUCUUCCGCACUGCCGAUGACAAUUUCAAUGCCGAUGAGAGUACCGCACCUCCAAAUUCAUCCUCAGCAUGUGCGAUACAUGCAAUGUAAAUGGAAAUGUUGGCCUCUUCCUUUCAAUAUUAGGAGAGACCCUCUUCAAUUUCGAGCUGCUGCAUCUUCUAGGAGGAGUAAAGACCGUUCUUUUCCAAAGCCUGAGAAACUACAAAAGGAUGAAGACGAUGGGGAAGAUCUAGUUGAUGCUGCUUUGGAGUCAUUGUUUAGCCAAUUGGAGAAGGAUCUUGAAAAUGAUACAUUAUCUGAUGACGAGGAGAUUACUGAGGAGGAAAUGGCCAAAUUUGAAGAAGAAUUAAGGGGACUAUCAAAUGCCGAGGCGGGUGAUGAGAUUACUGAGGAGGAAAUGGCCAAAUUUGAAGAAGAAUUAAGGGGACUAUCAAAUGCUGAGGCGGCUGAUGAGAAAGCACUACUUGACUAUGCACCGUUGGAAUUAGAGGACUAUCAACUGCAGAAAUUGGCUGCAGCAUUGAAUGUGGGUCGUCGUAAAGCCAGUAUUAAAAAGCUUACAGCAGAAGUAGGUCUUGAACGAGAAACAGUCCUUGAAUUAUUGCGCAAUCCUCCUCCUCAGCUGGUUUUAUUUCAAGAUAGGGAGGAUACAGAAAAAUCAAUUGAAGAUACUGAUGCUGUUUUAACUACCAAAUAUAAUUUAGAGUCAUCUGAAUUUCAGAGAAAACCUUCAAACUCUAGAUUGCCAUCUCUGGCUGAAACUGAGGUGCAAAGGAAUGAAUCCGAGUACCAAAUAAUUGUGAACCAGAGGGGCUGGAAUACAAGGAAGAGGCUAAAAAAAGUGCAAGUUGCAACACUGGAGAAAGUAUACCAGCGUACAAGGCGCCCAACUGAGGCCAUGGUGAGUAAUAUGGUGCAGUUGACAAAAUUGCCACGAAAGUCUAUUCUGGAGUGGUUUGAUGGCAAACGGGCACAGGAAGGUACCAAAUUUGCAUAUAAGAAGAAACAACAAUAAGAUGGUUUUGGAUGGGUAGCAUUUGAAUGCACAUAUUCACUGAUAUUUGUAAUUAAGGGGUUUGCUGAAUUUUGUACUAAAGAACUGUGGAAUCAUAGAAACAAGCUCCCUGCUCUUUGCCAAAUUCUUCCACUUGAAGAUCUACUUUUUGGUUUUUAUGUUGCAUUCAUCUCGCGGAAUCUUGUAAAAUAGUUUAUAGAAUUACAGAAUCAAGCGUACUGCUGGCGAUGUUUAUAAAAUGAUAAGAUCCAAAAUGUUGAUUUAAAAAGUGUACACAGUUUAUAGUAGAACCUUUAUUAAUAUAUGGCCAAAUUUACCUUUA
This is a messenger RNA of Cryptomeria japonica (Japanese cedar), 1466 nucleotides long. RefSeq names its product protein OVEREXPRESSOR OF CATIONIC PEROXIDASE 3. Gene Ontology annotation, molecular function: DNA-binding transcription factor activity, RNA polymerase II-specific; DNA binding. Gene Ontology annotation, cellular component: nucleus. The record is from RefSeq and is a predicted model, not a curated record. Gene Ontology annotation, biological process: regulation of transcription by RNA polymerase II. Lineage: Eukaryota; Viridiplantae; Streptophyta; Pinopsida; Cupressales; Cupressaceae. The coding region runs from base 119 to 1144 and encodes 341 amino acids. The transcript is spliced from 4 exons.